Halteromyces radiatus is the source of this 2508-nucleotide messenger RNA. Its product is annotated as 1,4-alpha-glucan-branching enzyme GBE1. Gene Ontology annotation, molecular function: cation binding; hydrolase activity, hydrolyzing O-glycosyl compounds; 1,4-alpha-glucan branching enzyme activity. Gene Ontology annotation, cellular component: cytoplasm. Bases 409 to 2508 code for a protein of 699 amino acids. The record is from RefSeq and is a predicted model, not a curated record. Gene Ontology annotation, biological process: glycogen biosynthetic process. NCBI's taxonomy places the organism in Eukaryota, Fungi, Mucoromycota, Mucoromycetes, Mucorales, Cunninghamellaceae. The transcript is spliced from 8 exons.
CUUUAGGUUUUUAAUUUUGAGAUCAAGCUGUCGUUGUAAAGCUAGCAAUUCUUUAUUGGAUACUUUAGAUUCUGUUGUUGUUUGCUGUGUAAUAUAUGUUGUCACGUUUCGUAUAGCUGCAUUGGUAGCAUGACUUAGAGCAAUUCUUGAUACAGUACUAACAGUAGUAACAGCUAGUUUGCUAAAUAAAUCUUCUAAAGACAUUAUAUUUUAUGUGGUUGAAAGAAAAAAAAAAGAAAAAAAAAGAAAGAAACGCGAAUGACCCAAUCUUUUUUUUUUUUUUUUUCCUGCGAUAGCCUAGAUAGAAAAAAUGGCGGACAUGCAAAGUGAGGAAGAUAAAAGAAUUGUCUUUUUCUUUUUCUUUUUUUUUGUUCUUUUUUUCUCUUUUUUUCUCUUCUUCACAAACCAAUGACUACAACAGCAAAAGAUACCAUUCCUACAUUUCGCAAGGAAGUUGAACCUGGACGUGUUUUGACUAUGAAGGCAGAUGGUACUGGAUUAAUAGUAGUUGAUCCUUGGUUGGAACCUUUCAAAGAUGACCUUCGUAACAGAUAUGCUUUUUUCGAAAAAUGGAAAACGAUUAUCGAAAAUUCACCUGGUGGAUUCGAGAAUUUUACCAAAGGAUAUGAAUAUUAUGGAUUCAAUGUUGAUCAAGAUGGAACUAUCACAUAUCGGGAAUGGGCACCUAAUGCAAUAACUGCUAGUUUGGUGGGUGAAUUUAAUGAUUGGGAUGUGAAUGUAAACCUGAUGAAACGUAAUGAAUUUGGUGUUUUUGAAAUUAUCCUUCCUCCUAUCAAUGGCGUACCAGCUAUUCCUCAUAAUUCCAAAGUCAAGAUCAGUAUGACUUUACCCAACAAUGAAAGGAUUUACCGUCUCCCUGCUUGGAUCAAUCGUGUUACACAAGACCUCAGUGUUAGUCCUACUUAUGAAGCUGUCUUUUGGAAUCCAGUAGAUAAAUACAAAUUCAAGCAUCCAAGACCAAAACAACCUGAAAGCUUACGUAUUUAUGAAGCUCAUGUUGGUAUAUCUACUACUGAACCAAGAGUUGGUACUUUCAAGGAAUUCACAAAAAACGUUCUACCUCGUAUUGCUUAUUUGGGAUAUAAUGCUAUUCAACUUAUGGCUAUCAUGGAACACGCUUAUUAUGCUUCUUUUGGAUAUCAAGUUACCUCAUUCUUUGCUCCUUCCUCUCGGUAUGGUACACCUGAAGAUUUGAAGGAAUUGAUCGACACAGCACAUGAAUUAGGAUUGGUAGUAUUAUUGGAUGUGGUCCAUUCCCAUGCUUGUAAGAAUGUGGAUGAUGGAUUGAAUAUGUUUGAUGGAAGUGAUCAUUGUUAUUUCCAUGAAGGUGGCAAAGGACGACAUGAACUUUGGGACUCACGACUUUUUAAUUAUGGCAACUAUGAAGUGCUUCGAUUCUUAAUGUCCAAUUUACGAUACUGGAUGGAUAUAUUUCAGUUUGAUGGCUUCCGAUUUGAUGGUGUAACAAGUAUGCUUUAUACCCAUCAUGGUAUUGGUUAUGGUUUCUCUGGUAAUUAUCAUGAAUAUUUUGGUGCAAAUGUGGACGAUGAAGGUGUAAUGUAUUGUCAAUUGGCCAACUAUUUUUUACACAACAUAUAUGAUCAAGUUAUUACUAUUGCAGAAGAUGUUUCUGGUAUGCCUGGUUCAUGUAGACCUGUUAAUGAAGGUGGACUUGGUUUUGACUAUCGUCUUGCUAUGGCUAUGCCUGAUACUUGGAUCAAAUUACUCAAAGAAGUCUCUGAUGAUGAUUGGAAUAUGGGUCAUAUUGUGCAUAUACUUACUAAUCGCAGACACUUGGAAAAAACCAUUGCGUAUAGUGAAUCUCAUGAUCAAGCUUUGGUAGGAGACAAAACACUUGCCUUUUGGUUGAUGGACAAGGAAAUGUACACAAAUAUGAGUGACUUGACAGAACUCACACCUGUGAUUGAUCGUGGUAUUGCUUUACAUAAACUGAUUAGAUUGAUUAGUCAUGGUCUCGGUGGGGAAGGUUAUUUGAACUUUGAAGGUAAUGAAUUCGGACAUCCUGAAUGGCUUGAUUUUCCUCGGGAAGGCAAUGGAUCAAGUUUCCACUAUGCAAGACGUCAAUGGAAUGUAUUGGAUGAUCAUUUACUUCGAUACAAAUAUCUGAAUGAAUGGGAUCGUGGUAUGCAACUUACUGAAGAAAAAUAUGGAUGGCUUCAUAGCUCACAGGCUUAUGUAUCACGCAAACAUGAAGGGGAUAAAGUGAUUGUAUUUGAACGAGCGGGGGUUAUAUUCUUAUUCAACUUUCAUCCAACUCAAUCGUAUACUGAUUAUCGAGUGGGAACUGGGUUCUCUGGAAAAUACAAGGUAGUAUUGAAUUCUGAUGACAAACAAUAUCUUGGCCAUGGACGUGUAGAUCCUAAAUGUGAAUACUUCACUACUUCUGGUGAUUGGGAUAAUCGAUCUAAUUGGAUUCAAGUAUAUCUUCCUACUAGAACAGCUUUGGUAUUGGCAAGAGAAGAUUAG